Messenger RNA from Phytophthora nicotianae INRA-310, 726 nucleotides. RefSeq lists its product as hypothetical. The coding region runs from base 1 to 726 and encodes 241 amino acids. The transcript has a single exon. The record is from RefSeq and is a predicted model, not a curated record. NCBI's taxonomy places the organism in Eukaryota, Oomycota, Peronosporomycetes, Peronosporales, Peronosporaceae.
AUGGCUAGACCUACAACACGUCCUCGGAAAGAUCGUCAGAGGCGUAGAUUUUCGGCGACAAGUCGUCGUACUGUACGUGAACGCCAAGGAAGUGUUGAUUCUGCCGAGUUGGAUGAUAUCAACCCUAGCCAAUUGCGAACCUUGCUGCAACAAGGCCCCGAGGAUCUUCACGGUAUGACUACUUUGGUGACUACUCCCUUGGCCUCUUCGGCUUUACCAGCCCCGUCUGACAGCUCUACCAGGGUGAACACGGUAGGAACAUCGAGAGCGCGAGAUGGAGACACGAAAAGAUAUUUUCAAGGCUACGAGUAUACACGUGCAAAUUCAACAUCGGUCAAGAUCACUUAUCGAUGCAGCUUUUACCGACCUUCAAAACGCUGUCCUGGCACUCUUGUCUUCUAUGCGAAUACGAUGACGUUUGAUGUGGACAAUAUGGUUUCUCAUACGUGUCGUAGUGGCACGUCUCGUGGCCAACCAGUGAUGAUUCCGGCUAUAUCUGUCACAGAGGAGAUGAAGGCUUUCGUCGACAGUCUUAUCGAGGAGGACAUGGUGGCCAAGGCAAUAUGGACAGGAACCUACACAAAAUUUUACUCGGCUUCUGCACGUGUCGUACGCGGGCUUUCACACAAGCUAGUGUUCAAUCGUGUUUCCAAUGCCAGAGCCUCAGCCUACGGCUCCAAUGUCUUAGCUUUGCUGGAAAGUCCAGCUCUAGCCAGUCAAGCAUGA